Molecule: messenger RNA, 3532 nt
Organism: Serinus canaria (Common canary)
Lineage: Eukaryota; Metazoa; Chordata; Aves; Passeriformes; Fringillidae
Gene: GNAO1
Product: G protein subunit alpha o1
Exons: 8
Coding region: 408-1472 (354 amino acids)
Biological process (GO): adenylate cyclase-modulating G protein-coupled receptor signaling pathway; G protein-coupled dopamine receptor signaling pathway
Cellular component (GO): heterotrimeric G-protein complex
Molecular function (GO): mu-type opioid receptor binding; G protein-coupled serotonin receptor binding; GTPase activity
Source: RefSeq, a predicted model, not a curated record
CUCCGCCGCCGCCCGCCGAGGAGGGGACAGCGACAGUCGGGAGCACGGGAGAGGGACGCACCCUCCCCCGCCGCCAACCCGCUUCCUCCUCCUUCUCCUCCUCCUCCUCCCCCGCCUCCGCCUCCGCCUCCGCCUCCCGGCCGGGAAGAGCUCGCCGUGCCCGCUGCAGCCCCGCUGGAUGCACUGAGCGCUCGGGCGCGGGGAAAGAGGGGCAGGAGGGAGCCGGGAGCCUCGCCGCGGAGGCGCUGCGCUACCCGGAGCCUCACGGCCGUUUGCUUUAAUUCUUUUAUUGCCCCCCGGCCGCCUCCUCCUCUCUGCCCGCGGGAGCCAGCCGAGGCGGCGGGGGCUGCAUCCCCCCUCCCCCCCUUUUUUUUUUUUCAUUUUUUUUUUUAAUUUUCAUCGCCGCCAUGGGAUGUACCCUGAGUGCUGAGGAAAGAGCCGCCCUGGAGCGGAGCAAGGCCAUCGAGAAGAAUCUGAAGGAGGACGGGAUCAGCGCGGCCAAAGACGUGAAACUACUCCUGCUCGGAGCCGGAGAGUCGGGAAAAAGCACCAUCGUGAAGCAAAUGAAGAUCAUCCAUGAGGAUGGCUUCUCUGGAGAAGAUGUGAAGCAGUACAAGCCAGUGGUCUACAGCAACACUAUACAGUCCCUGGCAGCUAUUGUCCGUGCCAUGGACACCCUGGGCAUUGAGUACGGCGACAAGGAACGACGGGCUGAUGCCAAGAUGGUCUGCGAUGUCGUAAGUCGGAUGGAGGACACAGAGCCCUUCUCUCCAGAGCUGCUGUCAGCUAUGAUGAGGCUCUGGGCAGACUCUGGGAUCCAGGAAUGCUUCAACCGGUCCCGGGAAUAUCAGCUUAACGACUCAGCCCAAUACUACCUAGACAGCUUAGAUCGAAUUGGAGCUGCAGACUACCAGCCCACGGAGCAGGAUAUCCUCCGAACCAGGGUCAAAACAACUGGCAUCGUAGAAACCCAUUUCACAUUCAAAAACCUCCACUUCAGGCUCUUCGAUGUCGGGGGCCAGCGGUCAGAACGCAAGAAGUGGAUCCACUGCUUUGAGGAUGUCACAGCGAUCAUCUUCUGCGUGGCGCUGAGUGGCUACGACCAGGUGCUCCAUGAAGACGAAACCACGAACCGCAUGCACGAAUCUCUGAAGCUUUUUGACAGCAUCUGCAACAACAAAUGGUUCACAGAUACAUCUAUCAUCCUGUUUCUAAACAAGAAGGACAUAUUUGAGGAAAAAAUUAAGAAAUCUCCACUGAGUAUCUGCUUUCCUGAGUACACAGGCCCCAACGCGUUCACGGAGGCGGUGGCGUACAUCCAGACCCAGUACGAGAGCAAGAACAAGUCGGCCAACAAGGAGAUCUACACUCACAUCACCUGCGCCACCGACACCAACAACAUCCAGUUCGUCUUUGACGCCGUCACAGAUGUCAUCAUCGCCAACAACCUGCGGGGCUGUGGACUCUACUAAAGGCCCUCCUCCUCCUCCUCCUCCUCCUCCUCCUCCUCCUCCUCCUCCUCCUCCUCCUCUCCUGGCACCGCCCGGAGCCUCCUCCGCUCCCGUGGACAGGUCCUCCCUUUCCUUGUUUUUUCCUCCUCAGAAGAUGACAAGGAAGAAAUGCAUAAUUCCCUCUUCCUCUCCCAGAAAACUCUGCAGCAAGUUCUGCUUUCCCCAGACCCAUUUUGUUUUAUUUUGGUUCAUUUUUCGGUUCAUUCCCUUGCUGCCCCAUUCUACUCCUCCGUUCCAAUUCACAGUGUUGUGCAGGGAGCUAACGCAUUUCCCACGAAGUGCAUUUCAACUGCCAAAAGACAAAAAUACUUCAGUUUUAAAGAGAGAAAAAAAGUCAAAGCCUUAAAAUACUGGUCAGGAACAGUGUAGUUUGGAACCAAAACUUUUAUUUUGCCUUGAAAAUUAAGAGAUAUUGUUCAUUCUCCUGGUUAUUUGCCCUUUUUAAAAAACACUAUUCCUUUGGGAAGUGCUGAAUACAACCUGAUUAUUUGAGAGUACCUUACAGCUCCAGUUCUGACCCCAAAGCUGGAGGGUUUGGUGUUGAAUGCAGCCACCACAGCUUGGAUUUGUACAUUCUCCUUUUUUCCAGACAGCUAUUUGAACAAGUAAAACAGCCAUAUCGAGUUCUGCUGGUGUCUGAGUAACAGGGACACAGUAACAAAGCCUACUAAGCCUUGUCUAAAAGCAUUCAUUACUGGUAGGAGUUUUACCUCAAGUUCUUCAAAAUUAAUGAUAAAAUUUAUCUAGUGGUUGCUGUAACCCAUUUCUGAGGCACUUCCAUGGAGGUCAUGUAGGCACUGGCCUGGGACCCCUGAAGUAGGCAGUGAAGAUGCCCCAGGAAUGGUGUCCUGAUGGAGAUUUCACACUCAGUGGCACUCUGACAAGGAAUCCAACCUGGGGACCUUUCCCACAGCACCUCCCAGCCUUAGUGAUUCAGCAGAGGUGGUGCUCCUGCAAACACACAGCAUCACUUUCCAAACUUCAGCCUUGAAAUGCUGGGGAGCACAAAAAAUAUUUAACCCUGGCUUCUGUAGGCAGAGUCUGAUUGCCAAGUGCCUGAGAUAGGAAAGGUGCUUUGGGAAACUUCCCCAUGCUUGGGCAGCAGCAAAGUGUGCAAGAACCUCGUGGCCCUUCAUUGUUCCUUGGGCAUCUGAACCCCUUGAGAAGCACAACCUUGUGCUCUGAGCCCCCUUGGCUGAGUACAAGCUUUCCUGUGUCACCUGUGCCUCAGCAGGGCUGGUGUCUCCAGUCAGGGCAUCUCCUUACCAGGACUGAGAUGGAUGCUAACACUGGCAAAGGAGAGCUCAGGGAGCUGGUUUGGGUCAAGUGAUGGAGUAGGAAGGAAAAGUGAAAGGGAAGGAAGAAGGAAGGGCAGAGAAGAGGAGUGAGAAGGAUGAGGGUAGCACCCAGCACAGCAAAACUGGGGGCUCAGAGAGGACAAAUGCAGGUGGGCUGAGGUAUGUGUGGCCACCACCAAGAACUCUGGGUACUGCUGAGUCAAAGGCAGAAGGGAAUGUGAGAAGUGGGGUGUCACCUCUGGGGACAUGGAGGGACUCUGAGAAGUCCACCCCAAAAGCUUCUUAGUUGUCUUGGUGAGACAACCACCGCUAAGAUCCCACUCAGGGCCCUCCUCACCUGAGGCAGGCGGGCAAUGUUGAUCCCUGCCUCUUCUCUGCCUCUCUUAGAAGUCCAUUACCUUGAAAAACAUGAACCUUUGCAGGCUGGCCAGAAGUUCAGCUGUCCUCUCUUGGGAGCCUGAUCUAGGAGUGGCUUUCAGGUCUCAGGAGGUCUCUUCAGGCUGUGGUUGAGAGGGACAGUAUCUCUUCUCACUGUGCCCAUUUAGGAGAGACGGUGUGAGAGCAGCCCAGAGCAGCACAGCCCGAAGGGGAGGGCCCAGGUGAGUGUCAGUGCAGGAGGCAGUGACAGGAACACAUAUGGUGGCACAGGAGGGAGAGGACAGGGGGAGAGGCUUAGGGGACGUUUUGGGAGACGAGCUGCAGAAGGGAGACGAGGCAGAUUGA